Molecule: messenger RNA, 1525 nt
Organism: Lindgomyces ingoldianus
Lineage: Eukaryota; Fungi; Ascomycota; Dothideomycetes; Pleosporales; Lindgomycetaceae
Exons: 2
Coding region: 59-1525 (488 amino acids)
Source: RefSeq, a predicted model, not a curated record
GGACAGCACUUUCGCGUUUGUUCUGCUCGCCUGCGCCCAUUAGCAUCAACGGGCUGCAAUGGCGGCCACUGGUAUCCCGCUACACUGCAACAUCUGCCCAAAGAGGCCCAACUUUAGCGAUGUCUCUCAUCUGCUCACCCACAUUGCCAGCAAGGGGCAUUUGUCUCACUACUACAAGGUCAAGGUUCGUUCCGGAAGCGAGGAUGCAUCCCGAAGAUUGAUCGAAGCCUACGACCGAUGGUAUGCCGAGUGGAAUGUCGAAGAUCUAAUGUCGGAGCGCAUGAGCCAAAAAGACAAGCGCCGAACGCGUACGAGGACUAUUGUUCGAGCGAACCCAGCGCCCAAGAUUGAAGCCCCAGCUCCACGGUCCACACGUCCUCGCGCAGCAGUCAGCGCUCUACUCGAUCCACGCCUCUCUGAGCAUCACAUGGUCAAAAUUGAGGCUUCUGUCACGCCGACUCCUCCUCCACCCGGUCCCAUACUCCGGCAUCGUGCUUUUCCUCCUCGGAUGCAAUAUUGGCCCACAGGUUCUCGCUCUACAUCGCACAGCUAUACCAACCCAGACUACGAGACCUCGAGCGAGUACUCAGAUCCGAGCGAUCGGAGACGUUACCAGUACCAUGUGGAUGACUCUUGUGCCAUUGAUGACGAUCCCGCCGAUACCGCCACAUUUUCGACAGAAGAUACCGGAGGUACGAGCGAGUGCACAAAACUUAAGGGGGUCUACUGGCCUGGCAUGGAUCUAUUUGACUCAGCCACUCCGGAGAUGCGGCGCAAGCGGAAUCAGAAGAAAGACAUCUCCGUCGUCGAGCAACUGGAACUCAACUCGCAAGAGGUAGAGCCUACCGAGCUCAUCUUCACCCCACACGGGUCAUUCAAGAAGCAACGAAGGAUCUCGGGUUCAGUUUAUGAUGACGAAGAGAGCAGCCCCAUUAAAGCUGAGAGCCCGAGGCCUUACCUGACGCGUCCCGCUCUGGCAGACUUGGAUCCCAACGCUGCACGUCGCACCCGCCAGCACUUUCGACCACCAGUUUUUCCGUACGCUUCUCGCAAUCCGUAUGAGAACGACCAUGGUCAUUCCGGAUAUGGUUACGGGGAUCUCCAUGGACAGCGAAGGAGGCGCGCGUUUGAUGUGUUCCAGGAUGACGAAGUCACUUUCGCUCAACCUGCAAGCCUCAAUUACCUCACCGCUGGCUUUCAUCACCACCACCAUCAUCAACAGCAACCGUCGCCAUCACCAGCGCCAUCCUUUGCUCCUUACAAAGCAUACAAUGACUCCUACACGGGACACGAAAACAAGGAGAACAUCUUGCCUGCUUACCACCCUCCCACGUAUGAUCAUCAUCACCAUCAUCAACCGUCGGGAUACAACUACCCAGCAUACGCAUAUGGUUUAGGGCACGACCAUUACGCGUUCCAGUCUGGUCACCCGAUUUACAUGAACAACGGGUAUCUGCAGCAACACAAUGAGGUCGCUGAUGAUCAGCGUACCCUCACCGCUCCUCCUUCACCAUCUACGGCCUAG